CAAGAACGGCCGAAGCUGCCGCUGAGAGGACCGGAAAUCCUCGCGCGUUGUGUUUCAGUGAUGUAGAGAAAAAAAAGGAGUUGCUCUUUAAUAAAAAAAAAAACAGCAGGACCCAUGACCCUGACACGAGGUUCCUUCAGCUACUCCAACGGCGAGGAGUACCACGGCGAAUGGAAAGAAGGUCUGCGUCACGGCCUCGGUCAGCUGACCUUCAGCGACGGGACGUGCUACACGGGACAGUUUGAGAACGGCCUCUUCAGCGGCUGCGGGGUGCUGGUCUUCCCCGACGGCUCCAGGUAUGAGGGGGAGUUCGUUCAGGGCAAGUUUCACGGCGCCGGCGUCUUCGCUCACUUCGACGGGACGAGAUUCCAAGGAGAGUUCAGGAGCGGCUGUGUGGACGGUUACGGGGAGCUGAUGUUUUUGGACGGAGGUCCUGGCGGCGGCGGAGGUCCUGGCGGCGGCCAUGAAGGCCUGUUUGAGACCAACCAGCUGACGAGGAGGGCGAACAGCCAGGGAGCCGUGCAGAGAGCGCAGGCGGCAGCCGCCACGGCCCGAACUCUGGCCAUGUGA
Messenger RNA from Cyclopterus lumpus (lumpfish), 570 nucleotides. RefSeq names its product MORN repeat-containing protein 4-like. NCBI's taxonomy places the organism in Eukaryota, Metazoa, Chordata, Actinopteri, Perciformes, Cyclopteridae. The coding region runs from base 115 to 570 and encodes 151 amino acids. The transcript has 6 exons. The record is from RefSeq and is a predicted model, not a curated record.